Acaulospora morrowiae is the source of this 409-nucleotide messenger RNA. The record is from the annotation of a GenBank genome assembly. NCBI's taxonomy places the organism in Eukaryota, Fungi, Glomeromycota, Glomeromycetes, Diversisporales, Acaulosporaceae.
UUUGACAUUACCAUUUAUUUAUGGAACUCCCGAAGGAUUGCAAGAAUUUUUAUCCACGAAUGAGAUGGUGAUGAUUUAUGCAUCAAAGCCACCGAUGGACGUGUUGCCAGGACCUCGAUUUAUUCGUAAAUCAGAUAGGAUAAUUACAAGUGAGCAAACAGAACGAGAUGACAUGAUUAAAACUUCAUUGAAAUUUUGGCAUUCUGGUAACAAGGAACGAGAAAUGAGAUUUCCAACACGCCUUGCGCUCUUCCUGAGUGACGCAUAUUCACCGAAAUCAUUCGAUGAUGUUCUAAAGAUCGGUGUAGAUGGGAAAAACAUGAACGUUCCAGCUGCCGGAAGCGUAUUAAUGUGGGAGCUUAACCGAAUAAUAGGAAAUAUUAGGAACGAGAAUGAUUUACAAAAUUAG